AUGUCCGUCAUCUAUUUCGUCACUGCGCGAGCCAUGUCCACGGAUAGGACACUUGCCUCAGAUCUCAACACACAUUCAUCACCGUCGUUCCCGACCAACCAUGUUCCUGAACCCCAGUUUUCAGCCAAUGAAUUUGCCGAAGCCCUCACGCUUAGGGAGGCAGAAUGGUUACGAGUCUACCUCACGCUGGCAUUCGUUCAGACCUUCGGGCCGGAACUGUCGCCUGUAAAUUUCGGUAAGACUUUUGGUUCCAGUCGCAUUCGCUUCCUCGUUUUGACAGAAAGCUCAGGCCCGGGGGUAGUAGGGUCUACAUUGCGCGUCACUGUCCGUGGAGGCGCAGGUGCUGUUUUCGCACUCCCCAUCCAAGUCGAUCCUGAGAUAGUUGAUCCUACGAUCACCCACACGACG
Molecule: messenger RNA, 408 nt
Organism: Suillus paluster
Lineage: Eukaryota; Fungi; Basidiomycota; Agaricomycetes; Boletales; Suillaceae
Exons: 6
Source: RefSeq, a predicted model, not a curated record